AUGGAAUUGGAUGAAAUAAUGAAGCAGACUAUAAUGCUAAAAGAAAAGGUGAGGUUGAUGCUAGUCCCUACAAACCCCUUGAGGGAUGCUAAUUUGAUCGAUUCAAUCCAACGUUUGGGGUUAUACCAUCAUUUUGAGCUUGAGAUUGGUGAAUUAUUGCAACAUAUUCACAAUAAUUAUGUCCAAAAUGGAACAGUAACUCUUAAUCUUAACCAAGAUCUUCAAUCUAUUGCACUUGUCUUCAGGUUACUAAGGCAACAAGGAUACCAUAUUUUGCCCGAUGUUUUUGAGAAGUUCAAGAAUGAGAAAGGAAAUUUCAGUGAAACACUUAUUGGUGAUGUUGACGGAAUGUUAAGUUUGUAUGAAGCCACACAUGUGAGAAUUCAUGGAGAAGAUAUAUUAGAUGAAGCACUUUCCUUCACUUCCUCACAUCUUGAAACGAUGACCACUCAAUUGAGUCUUUCUCUUGCUACAAAAAUUAAUCAUAGCUUGAAGAGGCCACUCUUCAAGAACUUGCCUAGACUAGUGGCAAGGAAUUAUAUUUCUACUUAUGAAGAAGACCCCUCACAUGAUGAAACUUUGCUAUUACUUGCCAAACUAGAUUUCAAUCUGCUACAGAAACAACAUCAGAAAGAACUUGGUGAUAUUUCAAAGUGGUGGAAACAUUUGGAUUUUGCAACCAAACUUCCAUUUGCACGCAAUAGAAUAGUUGAAGCAUACUUUUGGACAUUGGGAGUAUAUUUUGAGUCAAAAUACUCUCUUGGUAGAAAGAUAAUGACCAAGGUGAUAUCAUUGACCUCAGUAAUCGAUGAUAUAUAUGAUAAUUAUGGUACGAUAGAAGAACUACAACUUUUCACUCAAGCAAUUCAAAGGUGGGAUAUCACUUGCAUGGAUUUUCUACCAGAAUACAUGAAAUUUUGCUACAAAGCCGUUUUGGAUGUUUUUGAAGAAAUAGAGCAUGACACGGUCAAAGAAGGCAUUGGAUUUUGUGUAGUUUAUGUCAAAAAUGAAAUGAUAAGAUUGGUCCAGGCCUACUUCACAGAGGCCAAAUGGUUCAGUAGCAAUUUUAUACCAACAAUGGAAGAAUACAUGGCUCUUGGAAUAGCUAAUUCUAGUUACUAUCUACUCACAGCAACAUCCUUUAUUGGAAUGUGUUGUGAAUUCAAUGCCAAUAACAAAGUAUAG
Vicia faba (fava bean) is the source of this 1185-nucleotide messenger RNA. The record is from the annotation of a GenBank genome assembly. Lineage: Eukaryota; Viridiplantae; Streptophyta; Magnoliopsida; Fabales; Fabaceae.